UGUUGCCAUGCCAACAGCACAACAAAGUGAUCACGGGCUUUUAUUCGCGCCUAUGUUUGCGUCUCUCCUGUCUGAUUUGAUUGUUUCGGAAUUGAAAAAAUGAGUCAGAAGCAAAUUUUACAGGCUUUUGAGCAGUACCAGAGAGAAAGGAUGAAGUUCGCGCAAACAGUUGCAGAGCUCGCAACAAGACAUCAGAACAUCGAAACACUACAAAGUGCAGGUGUGAUGUCCCUCCUGAGGCCUCUCCUCCUGGACGCGGUCCCAUCGAUCCAGCAGUCGGCAGCUUUGGCAAUUGGAAGACUGGCCAGCUACAACGAUGACCUGGCUGAGGCCGUGGUGAAGGGAGGCAUUCUGCCUCAGCUUAUUGACUCGCUGGGCGAUAAGAAUCUCUUCUACAAGAAGGCAGCGGCAUUUGUUCUCCGUGCCGUGGCGAAGCACUCACCUGAGCUGGCACAAGCCGUGGUAGACUGUGGAGGCCUCGAUGCUCUCGUCAUCUGUCUGGAAGAGUUCGAUCCUGGGGUGAAAGAGGCUGCUGCAUGGGCGCUGGGCUACAUUGCUCGCCAUAAUGACUCGUUGGCUCAGGCUGUGGUGGAUGCAGGCGCUGUUCCUCUACUCGUUCUUUGCCUCCAAGAGCCUGAGAUCGCCUUGAAGAGGAUCUCUGCUUCGACGUUGAGCGACAUCUGCAAACACUCGCCUGAGCUCGCACAAUCUGUGGUGGACACCGGAGCCAUUGCACAUCUGGCGCGGAUGACUUUAUCCUCAGAUGCCAAACUAAAGAGACAUGUGUACUCAACUCUAGGCCAAAUCUCCAGGCAUUCUGUGGAUCUGGCAGAGAUGGUGGUGGAGGCUGAAAUCUUUCCAAAUGCACUUCCCAGCCUUAAAGAUCCAGAUGAAUAUGUGAGGAAAAACAUCAGCACGUUGAUGCGAGAGAUCACAAAGCACACCCCUGAGUUAGCCCAGAUGAUUGUGAAUGCUGGAGGUGUGGCAGCUGUGAUUGAUUAUCUAGGGGACUCCAGAGGGAAUGUACGAUUGCCUGGUAUCAUGAUGCUCGGCUACGUGGCUGCACACUCGGAGAACCUCGCCAUGGCUGUCAUUGUAUCUAAGGGUGUACCACAGCUGGCUAUCUGCCUGGCCGAGGAGACGGAGGAUCACAUGAAAGCUGCAACAGUCUGGGCACUGGGGCAGAUCGGCCAUCACACACCUGAGCAUGCAAGAGUUGUGGCAUUGUCCAACUUGCUCCCCAAACUGCUGAGUCUUUACCUGGACACACAGAGCUCUGAGGACCUGCAAGUCAAGGCGAAGAAGUCUUUAAAGAGCAUCCUUCAGAAGUGCACUUACCUUCCAGCACUGGAGCCACUCCUCUACGACGCUCCAAGCAACGUUCUCAAACACGUCCUCUGCCAGUUCAGCAAGGUUCUUCCACAUGACAGUAAAGCACGGAGGUUGUUUGUAACCAGUGGAGGACUGAAGAAAGUACAGGAAAUUAAAGCUGAGCCUGGAUCCCCUCUGCAGGAGCACAUCAACACUAUUAUCACUUGCUACCCUGAGGAGAUAGUCAGGUACUACUCACCUGGAUACUCAGAAGAACUACUAGAAAGGAUCGAGAACUAUCAGCCUGUUUAAGGCAGGAAGCUUAUCUUCAAGAUUAGCAGUCUUUGCUACUUUAUUAUAUACCCAAUAAAUUCAGGGCACUGUGAUAAUUAGUGUUUGCAUCUGAUUAUUGAUCCCAUGUUAAGCCAUUGCAUGUAGUAUACUGUCAAGUGUGAUUACUAAAUACAAUGUCUACCCCUGUAUUAUGAUAUUAUCCGCUAUAGAUAAAAAUAAAAAGUACACACAUUAUUUUGUUGCUUA
Silurus meridionalis is the source of this 1851-nucleotide messenger RNA. It is a transcript of the gene spag6, whose product is annotated as sperm associated antigen 6. Gene Ontology annotation, biological process: sperm axoneme assembly; filopodium assembly; neuron projection extension. NCBI's taxonomy places the organism in Eukaryota, Metazoa, Chordata, Actinopteri, Siluriformes, Siluridae. The record is from RefSeq and is a predicted model, not a curated record. The transcript has 11 exons. Gene Ontology annotation, cellular component: axoneme; acrosomal vesicle; microtubule cytoskeleton. Bases 100 to 1623 code for a protein of 507 amino acids. Gene Ontology annotation, molecular function: microtubule binding.